Messenger RNA from Anopheles gambiae (African malaria mosquito), 679 nucleotides. Its product is annotated as protein Asterix. Lineage: Eukaryota; Metazoa; Arthropoda; Insecta; Diptera; Culicidae. The transcript has 3 exons. Gene Ontology annotation, molecular function: protein folding chaperone. Gene Ontology annotation, biological process: protein insertion into ER membrane. The record is from RefSeq and is a predicted model, not a curated record. The coding region runs from base 213 to 542 and encodes 109 amino acids. Gene Ontology annotation, cellular component: endoplasmic reticulum membrane.
UAACUACUAACUUUCACUAAUUGAGGUAGCGCACGAUCAUUCGUUUUAAAACAAAAAAGAAAUAAUUUUAACUUGUUUAUCAUUGCUACUCCGGACGAAGAAACGUCAAAUUUCCACUCUAUUUUGGUGCCACUUUGCGGUCAGCUGUCACGGUGAGCGGAUAUCUCUCAAUUGGUCGAAUUGAACACAAUUUUCCAUCCCAAUUCAGAACAAUGACGCUGCUAAUCAAUCCCCGCCGCCCGGAGAAGGUGCACCGCUACAAACCCGUCGACUCGGCCAACCAGGGUGCUGGAGUAGGGGACGAUCUAAUGCCAGAUUACAUGAAUAUCUUGGGUAUGAUAUUCUCCAUGUGUGGUCUCAUGAUGAAGUUGAAAUGGUGCGCCUGGCUGGCGCUGUACUGUUCCUGCAUUAGCUUCGCUAACUCCCGGAUUUCAGACGAUGCCAAACAGGUGCUGUCCUCCUUCAUGCUCAGUGUUAGUGCCGUCGUGAUGUCGUACCUUCAGAACCCGACACCGAUGACACCGCCCUGGCAGUCGAUGUAGUUUUGGACGGCGCGGGAAACGGUACACACAUACAAAAACACACAAUCGUAUGUCCAAAGCACAGAGAAACAAUCGAUUUAAGCAACACCUUUUUUGAAUAAGAUUAACCAUCCCGGUCUUGUGGUACAGUGGACAAA